CACCGCCGAGGCUCGGAGGAGGAGGAGGCGGCGGCGGCUCCCUCACGCCUGGCGCCGGGAAGAUGCUUGCUGCUGUCUGCCGUGACUCUGGCGGCGGUGAUGACGCAGGAGGCCUCUGGUGCCGAGACACGGGCGUUCAGAGCGGCCAAGACUGCGGCCCAGCACCACCCCCGGCCCGGCCAGGCAUUCAUCGAGGCCAACUGUACCCGACACUUGUGCCCUAAUGUAACGCACGGUGCCCGACCUUAAGACCCCUAACUACUAACGACGCCUCCGAGCGAGCCCUCCCCCUCCUUUAUAUUCAACCAAAUGAAACCUAACUUAAUCCUCUGAGACGUCCACUCCCAUACGUAGGGCUAAUUAGGACAGGUGAACUCCUCAGGCAGCUCAACACAGUGUCCAUCAACAGCUCCAAGGUAUGUCGGCAUGUGAAAGAGUAUUGGUAGAGGAUGGAGAAGUCUGCAGAAUCCUCACUUUACAGCAGGCAUAAGUGCAUGUAGCAAAUCCUGAGUGACAAUGACUGUCGCUUAACCCCGUCAGUGUCCGGCCCAGCUCAGCAUGCCAAGAACACCCCUACAGGAGAACAGCUAGGCAGUUGACAGUAGGACAGAAGAGGCUUGUAGGGAAGAAUAAAUGUCAUGGAAUGGUGGGACAUCCGGCACAGCAAGGAUGGGCUGGCGGAGGAGGAGCUGUCCAUGAGUGGCUGCAGAGUGGUGUGGUCCCGAGGUCAGGCUGGCCGAGUGGGGUCCCGGCAGGUUGUCAAGUGCACGACCUGAGACUCGGCUGUGAUACAUGCCAUGCUCGCCUCCUCCUACACCUGCCCAGACCAACCGUCCCUGCUGGGAGAACCUGUCCCUCAAGAACCCACAGGUUCAAUCACACACUCUGCGAAGCUUACGUGGAGGAAAACUGGUCUCCCGGCCAGGUGGUCACCAACCUUGUGGCCACGGACCUUGAUGCCUGGGACCUGGGCAAGCUGAGAUACACCGUCCUGCACCAGACCUCAGAAGCAGCCGUCACCAUGAACAAGGAAGGCAGUCUAUACACUGAGACACCCCUGAAUCGCGAGUCCCUGCCCGUGCACAGCCUCAAGGUGUCCGUGAUGGACGAAGAGAUCCAGGCCAGCUUCACGGUGGUGUGCGACAUGAACAAAAACCCACCAGUCUUUACGCUGCCGGAGUACCAGGCGAACAUCAUGGCUCCCAGGACGACCAUUCUUAAGGUCAUUGGUGUUAAGCUCACCGGGGAGCUGAGCAGUUGGACAUCACCCAAAGACAUCAUAUUGAAGGUCGCUGGAAUUCUGACAGUUAAAGGCGGCACCGGGGCAAUUGUUGAAUAUUUGGGGCCUGGCGUGGACUCCAUCUCCUGCACCGGCAUGGCCACGAUAUGCAACAUGGGCGCCGAGAUCGGUAAGAUUGGCUACAGUGAAGGUCGUGGCAGAGAGUGUACUCAAACUCCUACUGUGAGCUACUUCUGCUGCCUGCGCCCUCACCACCCCUGUGAAGGACGCCCAGCUGACCCAACCCUCCUCGUGUGCCCCUGAGAGCUCCCUGCAGCACAGCGAGUCUCUUCUUGGACGGCUCAGAGGCACAGAAGAUGUAGCCAGACUUGCCGGCCAAACCCGAGGGUGUGUGUUGAUGUUGGGACCAAGAAGAAGAAGAGGAGGAAAAGGAGGAAGAUGAUGAUAAAGGCAACAGGAAGAUCAGAAGAAGAGGAGGAAGAAUGGAAGAAGAGAAGAGAACACACACACACAUAUAUAUGACAAACACCUUUUUCUAUAUUUUUCAUUUUUAUUAGUCCAUACAACAUACAUUAGCUAUAUACAUAUAAUACAACAUAUGCAUAACUAUAUACAUUAGACCGUAGAGUGAGUGAGACUCGAGAGGCGAGAUAGAGGUGCUCUCUCUCUCUCUCUCUCUCUCUCUCUCUCUCUCUCUCUCUCUCUCUCUCUCUCUCUCUCUCUCUCUCUCUCUCUCUCUCACCUCACCACAGCUCACAGGACCCUACAGAUGUACCUCCCACAGUAUGUUGACAACUGCCCACAGACACAUAUCCCCCCAGCCUCAUGAAGGACCCCCUUCUCCUUCCCUCCCCCCCUAGCCAACAUAGCACCCACAUAGCCUUAUCAAAGUUACUAUGUAUAUGUAUGUAUGUGUGUUUUUCUAUUAAUGAAAAGUUAAUUUGUAAUGUUUGUGUGUUCUAUUCCUAUGAGAGAGAGAGGAAGAGAGGAAAAGGUAAAGAGGGAGAGAGAGAGA
This is a messenger RNA of Eriocheir sinensis (Chinese mitten crab), 2255 nucleotides long. RefSeq names its product protocadherin Fat 1-like. Gene Ontology annotation, biological process: tricarboxylic acid cycle; homophilic cell-cell adhesion. The transcript is spliced from 8 exons. Gene Ontology annotation, cellular component: cytosol; membrane; mitochondrion. Bases 644 to 1543 code for a protein of 299 amino acids. Gene Ontology annotation, molecular function: aconitate hydratase activity; 4 iron, 4 sulfur cluster binding; calcium ion binding. The record is from RefSeq and is a predicted model, not a curated record. Lineage: Eukaryota; Metazoa; Arthropoda; Malacostraca; Decapoda; Varunidae.